Talaromyces stipitatus ATCC 10500 is the source of this 1158-nucleotide messenger RNA. RefSeq lists its product as uncharacterized. Gene Ontology annotation, biological process: nucleoside metabolic process. Gene Ontology annotation, molecular function: catalytic activity. The transcript has 5 exons. The coding region runs from base 1 to 1158 and encodes 385 amino acids. The record is from RefSeq and is a predicted model, not a curated record. NCBI's taxonomy places the organism in Eukaryota, Fungi, Ascomycota, Eurotiomycetes, Eurotiales, Trichocomaceae.
AUGUCUCUUCUUGCUUCCAGCGGAAUUGUUAUCGUCAUUCCGAACAUAGAUGACAGCAAAGCCAUCGGCCAUGCGUCCAUCAAAAUCUUGUCCAUACGAUUGUCGGUGGGUCCUUGGUUCAAUGAGAAUAUCGCGGAUCCAUUCGAGCUCUUCUCCUGGGAAGCAAACCUUUAUCCAUUGGUGGAUACUGCGGAAGUGAGUCAAGAACAAUUCACUGCUGCAAUAUUGCGUGCUUUACCUUUGGAAAUUGAUGCUUUUAGCUCGCUUUUUGACGAGUUUUGGGAUAAGAGUAUAGAUCUCAUUCGAAAAGCACCAAAUGAUUUCAAUGCUUAUACUAUUGGUCGUAUGCAUAAACAUAUGGUUGUUUUGGUACCUGCCAGGUCAGUCUGCUACAAGCCUGCUGUCAACUUUUCCAAACAUAAAGCUGGUUUUGGUGGUCGGAAUAUGUGGUGGUGUUCCCUACUACGGAGGAAGACACGAAAUUAUCAUUGGAGAUGUUGUCAUAAACGAAGGGAUCGUUCAAAGAGUACCAGCGGCUUUUCAUCCGAAGAAAUCCAUGCCGGAACCCUUGGCCGACCAAAUGUGGCUAUUCGCAGUCUACUUCAAAAAAUCAAGACAAAGUUAAUACAAGAGCGACUUGCAAAGAAGAUGGCCAAUAACCUCCAAAACAUUCACAAUAAUCUCGGUUGUGAUAGUGCUCAGUACCCAGAAAUUGAUCAAGACGAGCUUUUUAUUCCGACUACACUCAUAAGCACUAUACUCCGGGCGUUUGCGCCACGUGUGAUCAACUUCAGAGCUCCACUGAUUCAGUGUAUGAAGACGUCUCUAAUUUACCUGGGAGCAACUAGGAUCCCUUCGAGUCAAAUGAUCUAUAUUGCUUUAUUCGGAUCUGGAGAUAGGGUAAUGAAGUCAGGGCUGGACCGAGAUGAGAUUGCUACUCGGGACAAAGUCAUGGCAUUCGAGAUGGAGGGAGCAAGAGUAUGGGAUAUUCUCCCUUGUAUAGUUAUCAAGGGCGUGUGCGAUUAUGCUGAUAGCCACAAAAACGAAGUAUGGCAGCACUGCGCUGAUGCCACUGGCGCUGCAUGCAUGAGAGCUGUUUUAGAUGAAUGGCCAAUCGGAUUAUGUGGAAACUGCUCACAGCUGUUAGCUAGUUUUUGA